Molecule: messenger RNA, 1080 nt
Organism: Musca vetustissima
Lineage: Eukaryota; Metazoa; Arthropoda; Insecta; Diptera; Muscidae
Product: collagen alpha chain CG42342
Exons: 8
Source: RefSeq, a predicted model, not a curated record
AUAUUUGGUCCUGCCGGUGCUAAAGAUGAAGAUUAUGAUGAUCCUCCAGUUACUUUGUUGCGUGGUCCCCCAGGUCCUCCUGGCAUACCCGGCAAAGAUGGUCGUGACGGCAGAGACGGUGCCAAGGGUGAACCGGGCGAGCCAGGAGAACCUGGUUCUUUGGGUCCUCGUGGCUUAGACGGCCUACCCGGUGAACCUGGUAUUGAAGGUCCACCUGGUUUGCCAGGUUAUCAAGGACCACCCGGCGAAAAGGGAGAUCGUGGUGAUAUUGGCCCACCUGGUCUUAUGGGACCACCUGGUUUGCCAGGUCCACCCGGCUACCCGGGAGUCAAGGGUGACAAAGGCGAUCGCGGUGACUCAAAGUAUCGUAAAAUGCGCAGACGUCAAGAUGAUGGCAUGGCGGAUGCCCCACACCAUAUGCCCACAAUUGAAUAUCUUUAUGGUCCUCCCGGUCCACCUGGUCCCAUGGGACCUCCUGGCCAUCCCGGCAAACCUGGUGAAAGAGGUUUGGAUGGCCGCAAAGGAGAUCCUGGCGAGAAAGGCACAAAAGGUGAUCAGGGUCCUAUGGGUCUGCCGGGUCCUAUGGGCAUGCGUGGUGAUUCCGGACCAAUGGGUCCUUCUGGCAAAGCUGGGCUUCCGGGUCCUCCUGGUCUCGAUGGCAUGAAGGGUGCUCAGGGCGAAACUGGCUUAAAGGGUGAACGUGGUGAUCCCGGUCUACCGGGUACCGAUGGCAUACCUGGCCAGGAAGGACCACGCGGUGAAAAGGGCUCCCGAGGCGAUCCUGGUCCACCGGGUAAACGUGGACGCAAAGGUGAUCGCGGUGAUAAAGGCGAACAAGGUGUACCCGGCUUAGAUGCACCAUGCCCCUUGGGUUCAGAUGGCCUACCAUUGCCCGGCUGUGGUUGGAGACCACAAAAGGAAACGGUUAUCUCAACACCAGUCCAUAAAGAUUAUUUACCUGAUGUCACGGGUCCUGAGAGCAAUAAUGCCAGCGAUUAUGAACAGGAAGAAGAUGAAGAGGAACAAAAUGAAAACGAAGAUGAAUAUGAUGAAUAUCAAGACAAUUUACACAACGAUUAA